CGAGGACCUGCGGCAUAGGUCUGGUCGUCCACAGAGGGUCGUCGCAGGGAAAGAGGGCGAGAAGAUUGAAUGCCAGAUUCGGUGCACCAGUGACGCAGACUCAGGGCGUAAGAGUCGGGGAGCGAGGAGGGGAGGGGGGCGCUGCUAAGACACAGAGCUGGGUCGCUGGAUCAUGCCGCAUUCAGCAGUUGGUCGGGGUUUCGCAAAAAGAGUGGGAUGCAGGCGUCUCGGCUGGCCGUAACGGGUAAGAUGCGAGCUGGAUGAAGAGUGGUGGGCUCUCAAUGCUGCACAGAAUGCACACGAACGACGGCUGGGCACUUUUGUCGUAUUGAGCUGCCGAAGGGCGGUCUGUGUCGGUGUUCCGCUUAUUCGCUAUGCUGUCGCAGCGUGGUGGAAUAGUAGGGAUGAAAGGGGGCGUGUAAGAGGAUUGUGCGUGAGAGUCGUCCAAGGUUGGGGUCGAGGCCGCGGGAUACCUUAUAUGUGCGUAUAUGGUAUUUAGGUAUGUAUGUGGCAUGCGGCAUGCGGCAUGCGUUGACGAGUAUUGUUGUGUGACGAGGAGGAUAAUGAGGUCAAGUGAGGAGGAUGGGCGUAGACUGUCUGACCGAAAGAGGGGUGGUGGUGGUGUGUCUGGAUGUUUUCAGGCCGCAUACGUCGUUGAGGCUGAUACUGCCGAGCAAGGGAUGCAGGGGGAGGCGAGUCGAGUCGAUCCGAGCCGAGUCGAGUUGAGCAGACGGGAGAAGAUUCAACAGCCGUCGAUGGGUGUCGAGGAGAAGAGUAUCGGUGAGACGACGAUGAGUUGGAAGAGUGGCGGCGGUGGUGGUGGUGGUGGUGGUGGUAGUGGUGGUGGAAGGGGGGAGAAGAACAGACGACGGGGGGAGCAGCGGCAAAAGAAAGAGGGGUGGGCAGGUCGUCUUGGUUUUGUAUUUCGUCGCAGGCCAAAAGGAAGGAACCUUGGGGAACACCAAACACCAGCAGACACCAACCAGGCACCACUGCUUUGGAGCCAAGCGAGGUGAUCUGAGGUGAGGUGAGGCGAGGCAAGGGAAGGCCGG
Molecule: messenger RNA, 1052 nt
Organism: Colletotrichum navitas
Lineage: Eukaryota; Fungi; Ascomycota; Sordariomycetes; Glomerellales; Glomerellaceae
Exons: 1
Coding region: 489-1016 (175 amino acids)
Source: RefSeq, a predicted model, not a curated record